This is a messenger RNA of Drosophila guanche, 6257 nucleotides long. It is a transcript of the gene pum, whose product is annotated as maternal protein pumilio. The transcript has 13 exons. Gene Ontology annotation, biological process: post-transcriptional regulation of gene expression. The record is from RefSeq and is a predicted model, not a curated record. Gene Ontology annotation, molecular function: mRNA 3'-UTR binding. The coding region runs from base 1052 to 5677 and encodes 1541 amino acids. Lineage: Eukaryota; Metazoa; Arthropoda; Insecta; Diptera; Drosophilidae. Gene Ontology annotation, cellular component: nucleus; cytoplasm.
ACGCGACGUUGAAGAAUUCUUAGCCGUAUUCUUCUUCUUCAUCCUGUGUAAAUAAUUGUAAUUUAAAUAACUUAAAUUAAAUACAAAAGCACACAUUAACAGAACUUAGGCGUGUCGUGAAUGGUUUUUAAGUGCAUGUUGUGUGUAUAUUUUCAUCAUUAAACGUCGUGUAAAUUAAAAUUCAUCCUAAUUAUAAAUAACAAAUAACUUCAUUCAAAACGAAGCAAAUUCCACAAUUCUCAAAUAAUAAAAUCUGUAAAAAUUCAACCAAUUUUAACCAAUUUUCCAUACGUAAUUACAUGAUAAAGUUCGUUUUUGUUAAGUCCCAAACCACAACUGUGCAACUGUGUAAAAUAUUCUUCUUAAAGUUUGUGUUAAAUAUUGUACAUUUUUGUAAAAAAGAAAAAUAACUUCUCGACAACAAAAUAAAUAUUUUUUAAUAUGAUGUGCAAAGAAUAAAUAAAUAAAAGCGAAGAAAUCUCAAGAAAAUGCUGCAAAUUAAUGUUUAAUGUUAUAAGCUAAAAAGUGUAUGUGGUUUCCCAAAAACAACAAAAUCAAUGAGAUAAAUAAUUUGUGUAUAAUACAGUUAAUUCAGUGCAUGCCAAUGUGCAGAUUUUGAAACGAUCGAAAGUUUGAGAAUCACUAAAAGCGCGAGAUUGUAAAGGAACGUAAAUCGUAACGUGAGCACUUAAAAUACGCGCCCGCUCGAUCGUCCGUCGUCGUCGUCGGCGGUGGUCGUCCUCUCGUAGUAUUUCUCCCAGUCUUCUUAGUUACUCACAGUUAGCAAUACGCGCCCCCACGUCAGCUGCGUCAGCUUUGAAAAUCCGUCAAAAUUGAGCUCUUAACUGCGCCUACCAUUUCCAUAUCGACGCCCUCGCCGCAACACCAUCCGCAGCAGCAGCAUCAUCAACAGCAGCAGCAACAGCAACAGCUCUACCAACAACAACAGCAGCAACAACAACAUUACGGUCCAGCACCACCCUACUUUCAACACCUUCAACAACAACAGCAGCAGCAGCUACAACCACACCAACAGCAGCAACAACAACACAUGAAGUUUUUGGGUGGUAACGAUGAUCGUAACGGACGCGGCGGCGUUGGCGUUGGAUCGGAAGCUAUUAUAGGGUCGUCCCGGGGCGGCGGCGGUGUGUCACAGGAUGCCGCCGAUGCAGCCGGCGCCGCAGCGGCCGCAGCCGUCGGCUACGUCUUCCAGCAACGUCCCUCGCCCGGAGGCGGUGGAGUCGGAGUGGGAGCUGGUGGCGUAGGCUCGACCUUGCACGAGGCAGCCGCCGCCGAGUACGCGGCCCACUUCGCCCAGAAGCAACAACAAACGCGUUGGGCAUGUGGUGACGAUGGUCAUGGCAUUGAUAACCCGGAUAAAUGGAAGUACAAUCCCCCCAUGAAUCCCGCCAACGCAGCUCCGGGCGGACAGCUGCAGCCUGGGAACGGCAGCAACGGUGGACCUGGAGCCAUCGGAACCAUUGGUAUGGGCAGCGGUCUCGGGAGCAUGGGCGGUGGCAACAGCGGAGGAGGUGGUGGCUCGAGCUCGAACGGCGGACUCCACCAUCCGUCAAUGGCAGCAGCAGCCGCGAACAUGGCUGCCAUGCAACAGGCUGCAGCCGUGGCCAAGCACAACCACAUGAUGUCUCAGGCAGCAGCUGUGGUGGCGGCCCAGCACCAGCAGCAACAGCCUCCGCAUACUCAACAGAAUCAGGGGCCACCGCAUCAUCUGAUGGGCGGAGGAAACGGCCUGGGCAAUGGCAAUGGCCUGGGGGUUGGUCUCAGCAAUCAUCAGCAUCCCGGCCAGCAGCAGCAUCAGCAGCAACAGCAGUCCGGUGGUCAUCCCGGGCAGUACAACUCGAAUCUUCUUAGUCAUGCCGCUGCCCUGGGGCACAUACCCCCCUACGCACAGUCCGGCAGCAUGUACGAUCACCAUGCCGGAGCCAUGCAUCCGGGUAUGAAUGGGGGCAUGCCCAAGCCACCACUCGGCCCGCCCGGCGGACCCCAAGAUUACGUCUACAUGGGCGGACAGCCCACGGUUCCAAUGGGCGCUGCCAUGAUGCCGCCCCAGAACCAGUACAUGAACAGCUCCGUGGUGGCCGCCGCCAACCGGAAUGCAGCGAUUACCACAUCCACUGCCAAGAAAUUAUGGGAGAAGUCGGAUGGAAAAGGCACAUCCAGCGCACCGGGUGGACCUCUGAAUCCACUUCAGAUACCCGGCGUCAGCGAUCCUUCGUCGGUAUGGAAGGACCACACCUGGUCCACGCAGGGCGAGAAUAUCCUGGUACAGCCCAGAUCACGCGGCUAUGCGGCACACGGUGGAGCCUCCGAUACAUCCAACAGUGGCAACGCGGGCAUAUUAAGUCCCCGGGAUUCACAAUGCGCCAAAAUGGUUGAGUAUGUUUUGAGCGGAUCGCCUACAAACAAGGAGAGCCCCUUGUCCGGUCUAGAGCCGCGAUUGCGCAACCUCAAGUUUGACGACAACGAUAAGUCACAUGAUGAUAAGGAAAAGGCUAAUUCUCCGUUCGAUACAAACGGCAUGAAGAAGGACGAUCAAGUCUCAAACACAAACGGUGUUGCUAAUGGCAUUGACGAUGACAAGGGUUUCAAUCGCACUCCCGGCUCGCGGCAGCCCUCGCCCGCUGAAGAGACCCUGCCACGUCCCCCAAAUCUACUCGACCACUCACAGCACGGUGGAUUCCCCCAAUUGCCGCCACCCUUCAACCACAUGCUCAUGGACCACGGACAGGGCAUGGGCGUGGGCGGUGGACUGGGCGGCGGAUCCGGAAUGGGGGAGUGCCGCAUCCAUGGCAAUGGCGUGGGCGGCGGUGGAGGUGGUGGGGGAUAUGCGACCCACCAGCAGAUGGCAUCACAAAUGAACCAGUUGCAGCCGACAAUGAUGAACGGAGUGGGUGGUGGAAUGCCGAUGGCGGCACAGGUAAGCCCUACAGUUUGGGACGCACCAUGUUAUAUGGGUGCUAUUACUUCGCCCAUAAUGAACCAUCAAGGAGCUGGACCCAAUCACAUGGAAUCUCCCGGCAAUCUGUUGCAGCAGCAAAAUUUUGAUGUUCAGCAAUUGUUCCGCUCGCAGAAUCCAGGCCUUGCAGCAGCUGCCUCAAAUGCAGCAGCAGCCGCAGCCGCGGCCGCAGCGGCCACAUCCGCAAGCAGCGCUGUGGGGGCACCGCCCGGCGCUCCCAACGGUUCACUGCAGCAAUCGCAGCAGCAGCAGCAGCAACAGCAGCAGCAGCAAAUGCAACUGGCCGCUGCCUCGCAACAGUUUCUGGCCGCUCAGCAGGCGCAACAGAAUGCGGCAUAUGCCGCGCAACAGGCAGCCCCGUACGUCAUCAACCCGGGACAGGAGGCGGCCCCCUACAUGGGCAUGAUAGCCGCUGCCCAGAUGCCGCAGUACUACGGCGUGGCGCCGUGGGGCAUGUAUCCAGGCAAUCUGAUACCACAGCAGGGCACCCAGCCGCGUCGCCCCCUUACGCCCUCGCAGCAGGGAGCCGAGAAUCAGCCAUAUCAGGUCAUACCGGCCUUCCUCGAUCACACUGGCUCGCUCCUGAUGGGAGGACCCCGCACCGGCACACCCAUGCGACUGGUUAGCCCCGCCCCUGUACUGGUGCCGCCGGGCGCCGCCCGAUCCGGACCCCCGCAGCCGCAGGGCCCCCAAUUGUACCAGCCGCAGCCGCAGACAGCUCAACAGAAUCUCUACUCGCAGCAGAAUGGUUCCAGUGUCGGAGGCCUCGCCCUGAACACAAGCUCGUUGACUGGUCGGCGGGACUCCUUCGAUCGUUCCACAUCCGCCUUCAGUCCCUCGGCCAUGGACUACAGCAGCGGCGGAGUGGCGGCCGCCAAUGCGGUCAACAGCACAGUGGCCCAGGCUGCGGCAGUGGCCGCUGCCGCCGCCGCUGCACGUGCCAAGUGGCCAGGAGCAAUGUCGAGCGCCGGAGCCUAUGGGGCCUUGGGAGCAGCAGCCGCUGCUGCAGCGGCCAACGCCUCGGCGAGUCCAAUCGGAGCUCCGCUGACGCCACCGCCGUCGGCCCAGUCCUGUCUGCUGGGCAACCGGGCUCCGGGCGCAGAGUCCCGACAGCGACAGCUUGCCGUUGGCCUUCCGGCCACUGCUGCGGCUGCCCAGGCGGCCGUCAACAAUAUGUUCGGGUCCAACAGCUCGCUGUUCUCGAGCCAUCUGGCCAUUCCGGGAACAGCUGCAGCGGCAGCUGCGGCGGCGGCAGCAGCCAACUCUCGGCAGGUGGUCGCAGCUGCUGCGGUGGCGGCGGCUGCUGCCGGGGCGGCUGGAGCUGCAGGACCCCCGCAGCCGGGUAGGUCUCGACUUCUGGAGGACUUCCGGAACCAGCGCUACCCCAAUCUGCAGCUGCGCGACCUGCUCAACCACAUCGUCGAGUUCUCGCAGGACCAGCACGGAUCGCGCUUCAUCCAGCAAAAGCUUGAGCGGGCCACGGCAGCUGAGAAGCAGAUGGUGUUCAGCGAGAUCCUGGGUGCCGCCUACAGCCUCAUGACGGACGUGUUCGGCAAUUACGUCAUCCAAAAGUUCUUCGAGUUCGGCACGCCCGAGCAGAAGAACACUCUGGGCAUGCAGGUCAAGGGCCAUGUGCUGCAGUUGGCCUUGCAAAUGUACGGCUGCCGCGUGAUCCAGAAGGCGCUAGAAAGCAUCUCUCCCGAGCAGCAGCAGGAGAUCGUACACGAGCUGGACGGGCACGUGCUGAAGUGUGUGAAGGACCAAAACGGCAACCAUGUGGUGCAGAAGUGCAUCGAGUGCGUCGAUCCCGUGGCCCUGCAGUUCAUCAUCAAUGCCUUCAAGGGGCAAGUCUACUCGUUGAGCACCCAUCCCUACGGGUGUCGCGUUAUCCAGCGCAUCCUCGAGCACUGCACAGCCGAACAGACCACGCCCAUCCUCGACGAACUGCACGAGAACACCGAGCAGUUGAUUCAGGACCAGUACGGCAACUACGUCAUACAGCACGUGCUGGAGCACGGCAAGCAGGAGGACAAGUCCAUUCUAAUCAACAGUGUGCGCGGCAAGGUUCUGGUGCUCUCGCAGCACAAAUUCGCCUCUAACGUCGUGGAGAAAUGCGUCACCCAUGCAACACGAGGCGAGCGCACUGGCCUCAUCGACGAGGUGUGCACCUUCAAUGACAACGCCUUACACGUAAUGAUGAAGGACCAGUACGCCAAUUAUGUGGUCCAGAAGAUGAUCGAUGUGUCCGAGCCGACGCAGCUGAAGAAGCUGAUGACCAAGAUACGGCCCCACAUGACUGCCUUGCGCAAGUAUACCUAUGGGAAGCACAUCAACGCCAAGCUGGAGAAAUACUACAUGAAAAUAACGCCCAUAUCUGUGGCGGGAGCAGUCAGCGGUGCUGGAAACGCAGCACCGACCACAUCCACAUGCUCGAUUGGAGCGGGCAGUGCUUCCCCUGCCACCGCAUCCUCUGCCGUCUCGCUGGACAACAGCAACAGCAACAGCAGCAGCACAAACUCCUCUUCGACCACCACCAGCAUCGCCUCGCCAACUAUUUGCUCCGUGCAGGAGAAUGGCAACGCCAUGAUUGUUGAACCAUCAUCGCCAGCUGAGUCUUCGUCUUCGUCUCCUGUGGUGGCUGCUGUCAACAGUGGCCUUGGGCCCAUUGGACCACCCACAACCGCCAAUUGUGUCCUUUAAAGACAAGCAAAGAAUAAAUUAUGCGGUCGAUGUAGUAAACAUAAACAACAUUAUCCCCCUUCUCGAAUUGUUUAGUUUUUAGUCUGCCAUUUGCCAGAGGGUGGAGAGCAGAGAGCAAAGAGCUAUGAGCAAAGGAGACGAGCUAAAAGCUAAAGCAUACUAUAAAUAAAUACAUAUAAAUGUAAUCUAACUUAUUGAAAAAGCAGACGAAUCGAGCUGCAAUCAGAAGAGAACCAGCCCCUCGCCGGGCCAUCGAAGAAUUGUAAAGAAAGAACUAGCUCACGCACGCACGCAAGCACGCAGAACUCACGCACGCAAGCAUACACGAAUGCUUCUCGAAUACGAGUGAAAGCAAACACCCGAGCAAAAACACACACGCGAUGUGGAAUCAGCUUCUAUAGUGCGCGAUCGAUCGCAGAGACAGAGUGCUCGAAAAAGAAAGAAAGAGAGAAAGAAAACUCAAAACUAAUAUUUGUAUUUUUACGAACAAAAAGUAAAUAGAACAUAAAUGAACGGAAGAUUUCAAGCAAACUAUUUGUACAAUGCGAUCGCAUGUUUAAGUUUAACAAAAAAACAAAAG